AUUUAACAUAAAAAUAAUUAUUCUAGGUUACGACAAACUUGCCUAUUGAAAACCGUUAAUCAAAAAGUUCAAACAUUUCAGUCGAAAACAAUCAGAAGUUAACAAUUAUCAACACUUUAUUUCUCCAAUUUUCAUCAUCUUCUUCUUCUUCUUCAAUUCUUACCUUCGAGUACCAGACAUGGCGGGGGCCGCAGUUGGUGGAGCCUUUCUCUCAGCAGCUCUUCAGGUUCUGUUCGAUAGAAUGGCUUCUCAAGGAUUCCUGGAUUUCAUUAGGGGAAAGAAACUGGAAAAGGGAUUGGUGAAGAAACUGAAGCCAACGUUGAUGUCUGUCAAGGCUGUGCUGGAUGAUGCUGAAGACAAACAGAUUACCAAUCCAAAUGUCAAAGAUUGGGUUUCUGAGCUUAAAGAUGCUGUUUAUGACGCAGAGGACCUGGUCGAUGAAAUUGCUACUGAAGCACUUCGAGCCAGGUUGGAAGCUGAGGAUGAAAUUGCUUCAACGAAGGUAAUUCGCGUUGUUUCGUCUUUCAAUCCUUUCAGUAGAGGCAUGGAAUCUAAGCUAGAAGAUGUUCUUGAGAGGUUUGAAUCUCUAGUCAAACAAAAAGAAAUCCUGGGUUUGAAAGAAUAUUGUAGAGGGGAGAAGGCAUUUCAGAGACCUCCUGCAACUUCUUUAGUGGAUGAAUCUGGUGUUUAUGGUAGAGACAAUGAAAAAGAAGCAAUAAUGAAGUUGUUGUGCUUAGAAAAUGCUAACGGAAAUCAGCUGGAUGUGAUACCUAUAGUGGGGAUGGGCGGGGUUGGUAAAACCACCCUUGCACAAUUGGUCUACAAUGACAAGAGAGUGGAUGAAUGGUUUGACAUCAAAGCAUGGGUGUGUGUUUCUGAGGAAUUUGAUGCUUUCAGGGUAAUCAAAACCAUUCUUGAAGAGAUCACUUCUAUCUGUGAUAGUAGUCAGAAUCUAAAUCAGCUUCAACUUAAACUAAAAGAGAAGCUGUUGGGAAAGAAGUUCCUAUUUGUAUUGGAUGAUGUUUGGAAUGAGAAAUAUGUUGAUUGGGAAGAGUUGAGAAGUCCUUUCUGUUUCGGGGCGAAAAACAGCAAGAUUGUUGUAACUACUCGCAAUGAAAGUGUAGCAUCCAUUAUGAGGACAGUUCCAACUUAUCAUCUUAAUAUCUUAUCCGAUGAGGAUUGCUGGGAGUUAUUUGCAAAACAUGCAUUUGUUGAUACAAGCCCGAGCAUGCAUCCAAAUUUGAUAGCAACCAGUGAAGCAAUGGUCAAAAGAUGCAGAGGCCUCCCCCUUGCAGCAAAAGCACUUGGAGGUCUUCUACGGUGUAACCUGGAUGUUGAUGAAUGGAAUAAAAUAUCAACCAGCAACCUGUGGGACAUUACAGAUGGUAUCCUUCCUGCACUAAGGUUAAGUUAUUAUUAUCUUCCUUCACAUUUGAAGCGUUGCUUUGCAUAUUGUUCACUUUUUCCAAAAGACUAUGAGUUCAAGAAAGAAGAACUCGUCCGAUUGUGGAUGGCUGAAGAUCUUUUAUUGAAUUUCAAGUCAAAAGAAGAGAUGGAAGAACAAGGUAAAGAGUACUUCAAAGAUUUAGCAUCAAGAUCUUUUUUUCACCAGUUAAGCUUAGAUAAAUCUUGUUUUGUCAUGCACGAUCUAAUUAGUGAUUUAGCUAAAUCUGUAGCUGGGGAGUUCUUCUGCAGAUUGGAAGGUUGUGAUAAUUUAUGUGAAAUAAAUCAGAAGGCACGUCAUUUAUCCAAUGUCCAAGAAAAUUAUGAUGUGAGAAAGAAAUUUGAGACUUUACCUAAAGCCAAAGGGCUGCGCACAUUCCUAAGCUUAAAGUCUUUGCCUUGGCAUUCUUAUGUUACCAACAAGGUAAUGCAUGAUUUGUUGUCGAAAUCGAGGUUGCGAGUACUUUCUUUGGCUAAAUAUCGUAAUAUCAAUGAAAUACCCAAAGAAAUUAGUAAGUUGAAGCAUCUGCGAAGUUUGGAUCUGUCAGGCUCUUCAAUUAAAAGUUUGCCUAAUUCUUUAAGUACGUUGUAUAAUCUGCAAAUGUUAACUUUGUUUCAUUGUAGCAACCUUGUUGAACUGCCUAAAGAUAUGGGGAGAUUGAUCAACAUGUAUUAUCUCAAUAUCAGGGGAACAACGUUAGCAAGGAUGCCAAAAGGAAUGGGCAAGUUGAAAGAUCUUCGAACAUUAACAGAUUUUGUUUUAGGUGAGCAAAAUGGUUCAAGCAUUGAAGAGUUGGGAAAGCUCAAGCACCUACAUGGACAACUUGCCAUUUCAGGUCUAAAAAAUGUUGCAUGUGCUAGGGAUGCCAAAAGUGUCAAUUUGAAGGACAAGAUGAAUCUUAAGGAGCUGGAAUUUAGAUGGAAGAAGCACACUUAUGGUAGUGAAGUACUUGGACAAUUUGAGGCUGAUAAAGAAGUUCUUCAACAACUGGAGCCUCAUACAAACUUGGAGCAUCUUGUAAUUGGUUUUUAUAGAGGAACAAGAUUUCCAGAAUGGGUGGGACAUUCUUCAUUCUUAAAUGUAGUAUCUGUGCACUUAAGAGGUUGCAAAUUUUGCCACUCCAUGCCACCGCUUGGGCAAUUAUCAUCAUUGAAAUCUCUCUCCAUUUCUGGAUUUAGUGCGGUAGUAAAAGUCGGUGAUGAGUUCUAUGGGAGUGGUCAUGCUUUGACUAAACCAUUUGGUUCUCUUGAAAAUCUGAGAUUUGAGGAUAUGCCGGAGUGGGAAGAGUGGUUUUGUUUCAAAGUUGAAGCUUUCUACCUUCUCCAAGAGCUUAGCAUAAUAGAUUGUCCCAAGCUAACUAAGAAUCUACCGAAACACCUCCGGUCUUUAACGAAACUGGAAAUUAGAAAUUGCGAGAAUCUUGAAAGCUUGCUUCCAAGGACAACAAGCAUUCGCCAACUUAAUUUACGGAGAUGUAAUGCACUGCGAUUGGGGCCAUUGCCUUGUGGGCUUCAAAAGUUGCAAAUUCGAGAUUUGAAUAUUGAUGAUUCCAUGUUGGAGAAGAUGGUGCAACACUGCAGUCAUCUAAAAAAGUUAGCUAUUUUGGAUUGUUCUAAACUCAAAAUCCUUCCUGAAGGUAAGCUACCUAUCACUCUGAAAGAAUUGAACAUUGAAAGGUGUCCUGUCUUGGAUUGUUCGAAGAUCCUCUUGUAUACAGCUCUUGAAUCCUUGAUAAUAGAAGGCAAGUGUCAUAAACUGGAGUCUUUCCCAUUAGGAUCAAUGCCUAUGCUAAAUUAUGUUUCUAUUUGGGAAUGUGAAGACUUGAAGUCAACCUGUGCAUCAAAUGGCUCUCACCAGCAUCUCUCACUUCUCAAUUAUCUGCAAAUCUACCAUUGCACUAAUUUUACAUCUUUGCAAAUUGAAGAUGAAUUAUCUGCCACCAAUUUGACCUCGCUCACACUUUGGCAUUGCAUGACUUUAAAGUCAUUGCCUGAGCAAAUGCGCUCCCUUUUCCCAUCCCUUGAGCAUUUGUCAAUACGAUAUUGUCCAGAGAUAGAGUCAUUUCCAGAAGAGGGUUUAUCCUCCAAAUUAAAAACUAUUGAAAUUGGAAGAACUGACAAGCUAAUUGCUAGCAUGAUGAGGAGAGCAUGGGGUUUGCGAACACUCCCUUCACUUAGAGGUUUUGAACUCUCAGGUGCAGAAUUAGAGAUGGGGUCUUUUCCAGAUGAACAUAUGUUGCCAUCUUCUAUAACAUCUCUCACCAUCUCUGAUCUUCCAAAUCUAAAGUUUUUGGACAAUAAGGCCUUUCAACACUUCACCUCUCUUUGUGAGUUGAUUAUCGACAGCUGUCCAAAGCUCCAAUCCUUGCCAGAAAAGAUUCUCCUUACCUCUAUUUCUUAUUUGUCCAUUAACAAUUGCCCCUUGCUGAGAAAACGUUGCAAAAAGGAGAAAGGCAAAGAUUGGCCCAAGAUUUCCCACAUCCCUGUCAUUCACAAUCAUGGAGAGCUCAUCAUAUAGCAGGACUCAGAAGCUGAGUGUCAUAAAUGUAUCCUUUUGCCAUUAUUAAAGCAGCCAAACUCAGGUACACCGUUUUCUUUUCUUUUCACUACUUAUUGUAGUGUUUUACUUAAAUUUUUUUUUUUCAGAAAUUCUUAAACGUUAAAUACUGUAUUCUCAUCCUUGUUAAAGUUUUUUGACUUUGUUAUACUAUUUGCUGUGAAUUGCAUGUGUUGUUUAUUUUUACAUUUCUUUUCUCCCCCAAACACAGUUUUGUUGUCAGUAUUUCAAUAAUUAUCUUAUUGUUGUAGUAAAUUUGAUCAGUUCAGCUUCGUGCUGUUAAAAAUUUUCCGCUUUACUAUAAUUACCUGAUCAAGAGGUUCCCAAUAUCUAGUGGCAGCAGCUGUUGUGUUUUGAUCUGCCUCCAAAAAUGCAAUGCUUUCUGUGAAUAAUUGUAAUUCGAAGAUAUCCAACAAUAGCUUUUAUCAUCCGGAAGUGUUACUAGGAUGAUCACGUCUUGUUGGCAGCCUCCAGGCGUUGAUAUGUUGAUUUUUAAUUCGGAUGUCCUUUCCAUUAGUAAUCAGGGUUUACAGAUUGUGGUGGGUUCUCAGGAACCAUGAGGGGGUUUUUUUUGCAGUGUUCUCGUAUCCCUUUGGGAUUUGCAAUGCUGAUGAAGCUGAAGUUGGGGCAAUAAGGGCAUAAAGGAUCUCAAGUUUCAGUCCCAGAAGUACCUGCAAAAAAAUUUCAAUGCUUCGAAGGUUUGGCAUCAAGCUCUUUGUACUUGGUUUCGGAGAGGUGCAAUGAUGAAGUUGUUAAAAUUCAACUUUACAAAGAAUAAGGAUUUCCGAGCUAAGGCUUACAUUGUUCGUACUCAUUGAUUGGGAUUUAUGGUAAUCCGAGCACUCUUCGUUUUUCUUCUAAGUAAUUAUUUUUGACACUGGAAUCCAUUGUGUAUUGAGAUCAUAGGUUAUUAUCAAGCAUUUGGAUGGCAAAGAAAACUACUUAAGGUGUCAUGAGAACUAACCAUUGGUGUUGCAUUUGGAUUUUCCAAUUUUGUAUUUAUAAAAAUGUUGAUGUAUCAUAUAAAUAUUAUGGCAUUCCGUACUCUUCUUUUCUUCAA
This is a messenger RNA of Gossypium raimondii (Peruvian cotton), 5060 nucleotides long. RefSeq names its product putative disease resistance protein At3g14460. Gene Ontology annotation, molecular function: ADP binding; protein binding. Gene Ontology annotation, biological process: defense response to other organism. Lineage: Eukaryota; Viridiplantae; Streptophyta; Magnoliopsida; Malvales; Malvaceae. The record is from RefSeq and is a predicted model, not a curated record. The transcript is spliced from 2 exons. The coding region runs from base 179 to 3961 and encodes 1260 amino acids.